CUGCACCAAACAUGGUGAGAAAACCCUAGUCACAAUCACAAAGAGAAAAUCAUUUGAUAAUUUCGGAGAAUCAAAGAAUCGUCCGUUGGGUAACAAUCACUCGCAUUAAUAUUAACUUUUUGUCAUAGAUACUCGCAUUAACAGUUAACUUCUUGUAUUGUGAAUUUCUGAUACGUGUCUACUUGCCGCGCGGAUUUUCUGGCCCCAGCGGGCCACUGUUCUCUCAACUCCUCACUCAUCGAUCAUUCAUAUACCGUGAGUCUUGUAAAUGGCAAUGGCAGCCACCAGGAGCAGAUAACACCUGCACAACAAGACAAACAAACCAACAGAACCAGCCAACUUACUCGCUCCCUCCUUUCUUCUUUCCAUCUCCGUCCGUCGUCACCCCCGCCACCCCUCCGCCGACUAUCUGAUGGAAGCCAUUGGUGUCGCUUCUUCCUCUAGCAUCGUUGUUUUACACAGCAAUGGAACCAGAAGCUUGUUUUCUUCCUCCACGGUGUUUAAUCUUGAUAGAUGCCCUCUCAGUUGUUUUCUCCCUGCUAAGAAGAAGGUUACUGGUGAUUUCUUGAAGCAUUCCAUAAGCUCAAAGCUGCACGGGAGUCUUUCUGCUAUUUCAGCUUCUGCUUCUCUCUCGCAGCAGGAGGCUGCCCAGGUGGACUUGGAAGACUCGGACUCUGAAGCCCAAAUCCAAGAAACAGAGGAAAGGAAUGUUCCUUCCGUUCGUGUGAAGUUCCUAUUACAGAAGGAAUGCUCGUUUGGUGAGCAAUUUGUCUUGGUAGGGGACGAGUCAGUGUUGGGUUUAUGGGAACCUGAAAAUGGUGUGCCAUUGGACUGGUCAGAUGGACAUGUUUGGGCUGUGGAACUAGAUAUACCAAUUGGGAAGACAAUCAAGUACAAGUUCAUCCUGAAAGGUCCAGAUGGGUCGUUACUGUGGCAGCCAGACCCUGAUCGAGUUCUUGAGCCAUGGGAAACUCAGGGCACCAUAGUUGUUCUCGAAGAUUGGGAAGAUCCUCUAGUUCAGAAGAUCAUGGAGGAAGAAGCAGGACAAACUUCUCAGAGUGUUGCUGUAAAUGAAGAACCCGUUACUGACGAAGAAGAAACACCAAACCCUGUAGUAGAUGACUCUGGCUUGCCUGUUAAAGCUGGAACUUUGGCUCUCCAGGAGACUGAAACAGUUACUUAUGUAAAGGAAGAGGAAGAACCAUCUGCAAGUGUUACAGAAGAAGAGGCAGCAGCUGACAAAGAAGAAGAUAUAGCACCUGUUCCGGACUCUACUUUGCAGAUUGCAACAGAGAGUUUGGCUCCUCGAGAGAGUCAACCUGUUUUGGUCUCUGCCCAUGAGGUAUCUUUCUUAGCCGCUAAGGUUUGUGCUGCUACCCAACUAGAGAAGGCAAUGGCUUCUGUUAUGGCAGAUGACAGUAUCACUCGCCACCCCCAAGGGGGGGAGAGUAUUACUCAAAAUGGGAAAGGUCAAGUUUCAGGUGAAAGCAUGAAUGAUGGUCAAAAGGUGGACCCUGUGUUUCCUUUGAGCAAUGAUAAUGUUGAAGAUGGCGAUGAGAGUGUUGAUGGAAUAUUGUUACCCGAAGAAGCAGGGUUGGCUGUUCUUGUACCGGGCUUAUUAUCUACAGUUCAGGAGUCCCCAACCGAAGAAGAAGCAAGGGAGGAUGAGGGAAUAGCAAUUGCCGUUGAUGCGUCAUCUGAUGAAGUUCAACAUAGUGGAGAAGAGAAAUCCAUUAGGUCAGAAUAUGACAAGGAAGAAGCCAAGGGUGAAGGAAUAAUAGAGUUGUUGCCCAAGGAGGAGAAGGUGAAAGACUAUGAUAAUGGUGAAGAUGUUGAUGGUGAUGACAGAGCACCACCAGUUAUGAACUUAACAAUAACCACUGGUAGUAGCGAUGGAAUAUUGGAACCUGAACAAGAAGGGGUGACUGCUCCUUUACCGGGUUUAUCACCUCUAGUUCUGGAGACACCGAGUGAAGAAGAAGCAACUGGGGGUGAGCAAAGUGUUACGAUUGCCUUUGAUGCCUCAGUUGACGGAGCUAACAACAAUGACGUUGAGAAUCCUAGUGGAGAAGAGAAAACCAUUGCUUUGGAGUAUGACAAGGAACAAGUUUAUGUCGAAGAACCAGUAGCGUUACCCGAGGAGAAGGACGAGGAAGAGGAGAAACCAAAUGAUGAUGGAGUGGAAGAGAAGUCAACUUCAGCUAGUGAUGAGAGUCGAUGCAAAUUUCCAACUCCCAGUGGUGAAACUGAAAAUGUGCUGCAGAAUGACAUGCAGUGGGUGCAGAAACUACUGAGUAACCUAGGCCUGCUGUAAAUUUUUUGUCCCACCUCUCUAAAUCUUUUAGAGACCAAAUUUUCUGGAUGCAGUGGCCGGAUCCACCUCCUGUACAUAAUAUGCGAUCCGUGUCAUCUCUUCUCAUGAUUUUGUGCAGUUUGCUACUAUCCAUUGUAAUUGGCAAUAUCAAUGCUGUGUUGUGCUGUGUAUAUAAUGGCGUAAUGUCUGGCUUUCGCUGCGGAAGCAAGUGCAUUUUGAAAGGCUUGUUAGCUCAAUCAUCAAAUACCAAUCAAGAUUCCAGACUCUA
Messenger RNA from Linum trigynum, 2582 nucleotides. Lineage: Eukaryota; Viridiplantae; Streptophyta; Magnoliopsida; Malpighiales; Linaceae. The record is from the annotation of a GenBank genome assembly.